GGUGACAGAGCUGAACACCCUAAAGAAAAAGAGUCCAGCAGACCUGUGGAGGGAGGACCUUGCUGCCUUCUCUGAGGAACUGGCGCGGGUUGAGGCAAAGGAAAAGGAAAAUGCCACCCUUCCUGUAAAAACUGGAAAAGGCAAAGCAGUAAAGGUGAAAAAGGAGACUUUGCCCACUCCACAGGGCCGCCGUGUCAUUCCACGUGUCACCAGCACCAUGAAGGCUGAAGCUAACAGGAAGGCUGAUCUGAAGAAAGGAGAGGGCAAGAGAGGAAAGAAAAUCAAGAGUGAAGAUGUUGUGAUGAAGAUGGAGUUUGGAGAGGAUGCAGAAAAUACAGAGCCGGUUGAGGAAACGGGCUUAGCUGCACGGCUGAGCAAGAAAACCAAGACCCAAGCAGCAGAAAAAGCAGCAUCAAAGACGGGCAAGCAGACCACUCUUCAGUUCAAGCCUGUUACCAAGAAGCCCAAGAAAAAUGCGUGGUCAGAUGAGGAUGUUGGCCUGUCGGACAGUGAAGUAGAGGCAGAGGAAGCGGCUGCCCCCAGAGAGUGCAUAGGACGGAAAACCAAAGGUGAAUCUGCUUGA
Molecule: messenger RNA, 583 nt
Organism: Neolamprologus brichardi
Lineage: Eukaryota; Metazoa; Chordata; Actinopteri; Cichliformes; Cichlidae
Source: RefSeq, a predicted model, not a curated record